Molecule: messenger RNA, 1221 nt
Organism: Paracoccidioides brasiliensis Pb18
Exons: 2
Coding region: 1-1221 (406 amino acids)
Biological process (GO): transcription initiation at RNA polymerase II promoter
Cellular component (GO): transcription factor TFIID complex
Molecular function (GO): protein heterodimerization activity
Source: RefSeq, a predicted model, not a curated record
AUGAAACCAGACCCAGAAGCAGUAGGAGUAGUGCAACCAGAACCCGCGCCCUCACCGUCCCUCGCACAUGCUUUGAAUUCAAAUUCAAAUCGAGAUCCAUCCCCCAAACGCCAACGAAAACGCUACCAUCAUUACCACUCUCUCCAGCACCGCUUCACCCACAACCUCCCCGACGACGCGCUGACAGCUGACUCUGCAGUUGAUACACUGCUAAACCUAUCCAUAGGCCUGCUGCUGCUCCAGAGCGGGUUUACGCAUGCGGAACCUGUGGCGUUGGACGGGUUGAGGAGAGGGGUUGAGGAGUACAUGCUCCACUUUCUAGCCUACACGCGCCAAUCCAUGGCCUCCUGCCGGCGCACACAGCCAAUUCCCAUCGAUUUCCAGCACGCGCUGCUCUAUGCCAAUAUACCCGUUGACUCACUCCGAGCACAUCUCAAACUAUCUAUGCCGACUCAUCCGGCAGCGGCAGCGGAGGGAAUAAUAACAAUACCAACAACCCUCCCCUCCCCGCCACCCUCCUCCCCACCACCGCACACUAAUCUCCCCUUCCUCGGUCCGGAACUCAUCUCUCCAACCUCCAUUGACCACGACAGACAGGACCAAGGAGCAACACGAAGGCAUAUUCCCAAACACUUCCCUACGUUUCCCAGCAAGCACACGUACCAGGAGACGCCGAUGUAUAUCACGCGCGAAACGGAUCCGAGGAGGAUUAGGGAGAAGGCGACGGAGGAAGGAAGGUUGGGGGAAGAGGCAUUGAGAAGGUUGGCGAGGGUUGCGAAGGACUGGAGUGGGAGUGGUUCUGGUGCCGAUGGUGGAGGGGAGUAUCGGGAGAACAUGCUUUGGGGGAGGAAGGGGGAGAGUAUGGAGGGGAUGUUUGAGAAGACUGUGAAGGCGGUUUCGAGGGGAGUGGUGAGGAGGGAGGAGCAACAGCGGCAGCAACGCAACGGUGGGGAUGAGAUUGGGUUGGCGUUGGGAUCGGGAAGCGGAGUUGGAGGUGAACCAAUGUCAUCAUCAUCGGAGACUGCGAGGGGGGGCAAUAUGAAGCCGUCGAUAACGCCGCCGGUUGUGAGGCUGGAUCUUAGUCCGGUUGUCAAUUGUGAUAGGGCGUAUUGGUGGAAGGUGACGAGGCCGGAUGUCAGGGGGAAGAUGGAUGGAGCUGGAAUCGGUGGCGUUGUUGGGAACAAGAAGGGGAGGGGUGGGAAGGCGGGAGUUGUGGGUUGA